Messenger RNA from Kogia breviceps (pygmy sperm whale), 4913 nucleotides. NCBI's taxonomy places the organism in Eukaryota, Metazoa, Chordata, Mammalia, Artiodactyla, Physeteridae. The record is from RefSeq and is a predicted model, not a curated record.
CCGGGCUCAGGGGCACCCUUGGCCGCCGCGGAGCAAGGCUGCCUGGAGACAGCGCCCGGGCGCAGAGGGGUUAACGGGCCGCCGGGGCCGAGCAGAGCAGGAUCAUAAAGGGGUGGGCCAGUCUUCACCCAUCCAUUCUCACUCUGAGAUGUCCUUCUGAGGAGUCAUCCCUCCCAACCCCCAGCUUUCUGGAGACUGGACCAGGCUUCGGUCCCUGCAGAGCGCAUCCUCCACCCCACGCCCAGAUGCCAGAGUAGAGUUGACUUCUGGUCCCCUCCUUCCUGGCCCCGGGGCCAUCAAGGGAGGAGAGAUGGAGAAGUGGGCGGGCAGGCCCCGGUUGUGUCUGAUGCUGCUUCUGUUCCUCCCUCAGCUCUGCCUGGAUCAGGAGGUGUUGUCUGGGCACUCUCUUCAGACACCUCCCGAGGAGAACCAGGGCCCUGAGGGUGUCUGGGGUCCUUGGGACCGGUGGGCCUCUUGCUCCCAGCCCUGCGGGGUUGGGGUGCAGCGCAGGAGCCGGACGUGUCAGCUCCCUACAGCUCAACUCCACCAGGGCCUGCCCCUCCCACCCCGGCCCCCAAGACAUCCAGAAGCCCUGUUCCCCCGGGGUCAGGGCACCAGACCUCAUACUUCCCGAGAAACCCUUCCCCUAUACAGGCCACCACCUUGGGGAAGAGGUGGCCCCCUUCGAGGUCCUGCUUAUUUAGGGAGAGAGGAGGCCCAGGAGAUUCAAGGAGCCAGGAGGUCCCGGGUUCGAGACCCCAUCAAGCCAGGAAUGUUUGGUUAUGGGAGAGUGCCCUUUGCUUUGCCGCUCCAUCGGAACCGCAGGCACCCCAGGAGACCACCCAGCUCUGAGCUCUUGCAGACCUCAGAUCUUCCAUCCUUGACUCCAAGAACAGAGCCAUCGUUUGCAAACCACACCCCGCAACCUGAACUCCCUCCUACUGAACCGUCUGCCCACACCCCGUCCCCCCCAGGAGAACCCCCAAGCCCCGAAGCUGCUCAGACAGAGGUGCCCUCUAGAACCAGGCCUGCCCUCACAUGGCCCCACCCCAGAGCCCAGGCCUCUGGCACAGAGCCCUCCUUGUUCCCUCCAUCCCCAGGAGAAGGUAGCUCCUUUCACAUGUCCCCUCAGCCAAGAAGGCCAGGUUCCCAGGGUUGGGCCGGUCCCCGGCUGGCAGAGAGACACCCUAAUCCUUUCCUUUCUGUCCCUCGGAGCCGAGGCCAGCAGAGCCGGGAGCACUGGACACCUGGGGGGAAUCUUCACGGGUCCCUCACGGACUCUGCCCCUCGCUACCCAGAUGGCUGGUUGCCUCUGCUGAGUGCUGGUCCCCAUUCCAGCCCCCUCUGGAGCCUCUUUGCUCCCAGUAGCCCUGUCCCAAGAUGUUCUGGGGAGAGUGAGCAGCUGAGACCCUGCAGCCAAGCGCCCUGCCCCCCUGAGCAGCCAGACCCCCGGGCCCUGCAGUGUGCAGCCUUUGACUCCCAGGAGUUCAUGGGUCAGCUGUACCAGUGGGAGCCCUUCACAGAAGUUCAGGGUUCCCAGCGCUGUGAACUGAACUGCCGUCCCCGUGGCUUCCGCUUCUAUGUCCGUCACACCGAAAAGGUCCAGGACGGGACCCUGUGUCAGCCUGGAGCCCCAGACAUCUGUGUGGCCGGACGCUGUCUGAGCCCUGGCUGUGAUGGGAUCCUCGCCUCAGGCAGGCGUCCAGAUGGCUGUGGAGUCUGUGGGGGUGAUGAUUCUACCUGUCGCCUUGUCUCGGGGAACCUCACUGACCGGGGGGGCCCUCUGGGCUAUCAGAAAAUCCUGUUGAUUCCUGCUGGAGCCUCCCGGCUCUGGAUCGCCCAGCUCCGGCCCAGCUCCAACUACCUUGCACUUCGUGGCCCUGGGGGCCGGUCCAUCAUUAAUGGAAACUGGGCUGUGGAUCCCCCUGGGUCCUACGCCGCCGGCGGGACUGUCUUCCGGUACAGCCGUCCUCCUCGAGAGGAGGGCGUGGGGGAGAGUCUGUCCGCGGAAGGCCCCACGACCCAGCCUGUGGAUGUCUACAUGAUCUUUCAGGAGGAAAACCCAGGUGUUUUCUACCAGUAUGUCAUCUCCUCACCUCCUCCAAACCUUGAGAACCUCACCCCAGAGCCCCGUCUCCCCCAACUCCAGCCUGAGGUUUUGAGGGGAGAGCCCCCGCCUGCUUCAGUACCCCGCCCUGCCCGCACCCCAGGCACCCUCCAGCGUCAGGUGCGGAUCCCCCAGAUGCCCGCCCCGCCCCAUCCCAGGACACCCCUGGGGUCUCCAGCCGGAUACUGGAAACGGGUGGGACACUCUGAGUGCUCGGCAUCCUGUGGAAAAGGUGUCUGGCGCCCUGUCUUCCUCUGCAUUUCUCGUGAGUCAGGAGAGGAACUGGAUGAACGCAGCUGUGCCGUGGGCACCAGGCCCCCAGCCUCCCAGGAACCCUGCCAUGGCCCCCCGUGCCCACCGUACUGGGAGGCCGGCGAGUGGACGUCCUGCAGCCGCUCCUGUGGCCCCGGCACCCAGCACCGUCAGCUGCGCUGCCGGCAGGAGUUUGGGGGCGGCGGCUCGUCGGUGCCCCUGGAGCGCUGCGGACAUCUGCCCCGGCCCAACAUCACCCAGCCGUGCCAGCUGCGCCUCUGCGGCCACUGGGAGGUCCGCUCCCCCUGGAGCCAGUGCUCUGUGCGGUGUGGUCGCGGCCAGAGGAGCCGACAGGUCCGCUGCGUCGGCAACAACGGUGAUGAAGUGAGCGAGCAGGAGUGCGUCUCAGGCCCCCCGCGGCCCCCCAGCAGAGAGGCCUGUGACAUGGGGCCCUGCACCACAGCCUGGUUCCACAGCGACUGGAGCUCCAAGUGCUCAGCUGAGUGUGGGACGGGAAUCCAGCGACGUUCUGUUGUCUGCCUCGGGAGUGGGGAGACCCAUGGGGAGGGCCAGGAGGAAGCAGGGGCAGGAGCCACUGAGCAGACCUGUGCACCAGGAAGCCGACCCCCUGACAUGCGUGCCUGCAGCUUGGGGCCCUGUGAGGUGACGUGGUGCUGGUACACGGGGCCCUGGGCAGAGUGCUCCUCAGAAUGUGGCUCUGGCACGCAGCGUAGAGACAUCAUCUGUGUGUCCAAACUGGGGACGGAGUUCAAUGUGACUUCUCCUAGCAACUGUUCCCACCUGCCCAGGCCCCCUGCCCUGCAGCCCUGUCAGGGGCAGGACUGCCAGGACCGAUGGUUUUCUACACCCUGGAGUCCGUGUUCUCGCUCUUGCCAGGGGGGCAUGCAGACAAGGGAGGUCCAGUGCCUGACCGCCAACCAGACCCUCAGCAUCCGAUGCCCUCCUCACCUGCGGCCCUCCAGGAAACGAUCCUGUAACAGCCAACCCUGCAGCCAGCGCCCUGACCUGACCCCAACUAUCAAACUUUGAAGUGAGAGAAAGGGGCAAAGAAGCAGGUAACCAACCACUCCCCCACCAUUACCAAGCUCCUCUGUACAGCUGUUGUUCCUUAAAGCUGAAAACAAGCCACCUGAUUUCAAAACACACACACAGACAACCUCAUUUCAUUUCGACACGAAGUUGUUUCCCUCUUUCUGUUUCUCUACUUUGCCUCACCGGAGGAUUUCUGAGAAAUGAAAAAAGUCACCUCCCAGUCUCAGUUUUGUUUUUUGGGGUUUUUUUUUUGGGUUUUUUUUUUUUUGGUAUGAACAGGAGAGACAGGAAAGGCGUACACUGGGCAUACAGUAUUAACCCAAAGCUUUACAAAGUAAGCAAAAUGCCCUUCCCAUAGUGCUUCUGCCAAAGUGGGCCCCACCUUGCUAGAUCUGGGCUUUCAGGGUCUAGAGGUGGGUCAGAACCACUCCAGACAACCUCAGGAAGAGGUGUGAACUGAGGAUGGAAUGCAUGAAAGAUCUGGGCAUAGAGAUUCAGGAAUAAAAUGUUUAUGAAACCAAUGUUUCUUAGGGAAAACCCCUACCUCACCCCCGACCCCAAAUCUGAAUACCUGAGUCAUACCAGCCCUGUAGGGGUGUCCAUGAAAUGUGUACCAAAUUUCUGAAACCAUCUCCUCCUAUAAGACUAGAAAAUGAACUGUUUUUAGGGGCACAGAGUUGAGGGCGUUUCUUAAUCAAAAUAAAGUAGAAAACUCAUCUAAAUUCAGGUAGAAACCCAACAGUUAAAACUCUUUUCCUUGUCUGCUUCCUUGGCUCUUUCCCAGCACACCUUGUUCCAGAAUAACUUCAAUAAACAUACACAUGUGACCAGAGGGUUAGGGGAGGGGAGACCAAGUGGGGGUGGUGAAAUUCUGAAUGGAAUGCAGCCCCAGCUAGCUAGGGGGCUGGGACUGAGACUUUGGGCCCUGUCUGUGGAUUCAUACAGGCAGAGAAGCCAAAACAAUGAGCUCAUGGGCAAGAAUGCAGCCUGUGGGGAAGUCAGGGCAGUCAGAGCAAACUAGUUUUUUGAACCAGGAUGCGAAUAGCUGUAAUUGAGUCUCCCACGGGAACAGGAUUAGAGAGAGUAGAGCCACCAUUCAGUAUCUUAGGGUCCAGUUAAAUAACUUGGGGGCUGUUCUUUAUUAAAUUCUGUUCUGCAGAGAGCAUAGCAGUCUCGGGUCCACGUUCAAAAACCUGGUUCCUUUCCCUAUGUGAACUUGGGUGGGUGAAGAUGGCUGGUAAGAUGUGUGAGCGAACUUAGGUGAUGCUCUUAAGACAUCUUUAUUCAAAGCAGGUCUGCCAAUGCCAGCUCCUACACCAGGAUCCAGUGAUGACUAUGAUCCUUAGGUUGUGGGUGUUCAGGGCUACCACUUUAACAAGACAGAGAGGAAGCAGCCAAUAGAGUCUAUCUUCUUUACUUCCCAAAUAAACAGUCCCCCCAGCUGUGUGUAUUUAUACCAAAUUCAGACUUCUAAGACCAGAGACAUCUUUUUUUUUUUUCC